Messenger RNA from Aureobasidium vineae, 1677 nucleotides. NCBI's taxonomy places the organism in Eukaryota, Fungi, Ascomycota, Dothideomycetes, Dothideales, Saccotheciaceae. The record is from the annotation of a GenBank genome assembly.
AUGUCGUCAUACAGGAUUGUCGUCGGUAGAGCGACCACAAGGUUUGGAGGGGUUCACUCUGUGCCGCAGCGCCUAUCUACAUAUCCUGCCCUAUCCCCAUACUCAUCCCCACGCUCGGUAGUCUCUCCAGCAUCAGGAUCCGCAGCCAUGGCAACACAAGGUCUCAUGUCUUCGCUACCCAUCCCAGCAUGGCUCCAGGGCCAGUCAAGCCGCUCCUUUUCGACCACACCCCGCCAGAGACGCCUCACCAUCGAGAACAUCAACCAGAAUGUCGUCGAAGCCGAAUACGCCGUGCGUGGCGAGCUCGCCGUCAAGAGCGAGAAGUACCGCGAGCAGCUGAGAAACAAGGACACUUCCNUGCCCUUCGACACGGUCAUCUCGGCCAACAUUGGCAACCCCCAGCAACUCGACCAGAAGCCCAUCACCUUCUUCCGCCAGGUCUUGUCAUUGAUGGAGAACCCUCUCCUUCUCGAACACACCGAUGUCCUCACCAAUACUCUUGGCUACAAGCAAGACGCCAUUGACCGCGCAAAGACACUGCUGGACGAUGUCAAGAGCGUGGGAGCAUACUCGGCCUCCAAGGGUGCCUCUGGCAUUCGCCGCAGUGUCGCUAACUUCAUUGAGAAGAGAGACGGCUUCCCUGCCGAUCCUGAGAACAUCUUCCUGUCCGCCGGUGCUUCAGGUGGUGUUAGCACCUUGAUGAAUGUCAUGUGUGCCGAUGCAAACUCCGGUAUCCUCGUUCCCAUUCCGCAAUACCCUCUUUACACCGCAACCCUCGCUCUUCUGAACGCAAAGUGUGUGCCUUACGAACUCGAGGAAGAGAAGGCUUGGGGCACAAACCUUGAAGCCAUCCGUGCAUCCUACGCAAAGGCAAAGGCAGAGGGUACAAGCGUCCGCAGCAUUGUCAUCAUCAACCCCGGUAACCCUACUGGCGCGUCUCUCUCUGUCGAAGACAUCAAGUCAGUCUUGAAGUUCGCUGCUGAGGAGAAGUUGGUCGUCAUGGCCGAUGAGGUGUACCAGACCAAUGUUUUUGUUGGCAAGUUCACCAGCUUCAAGCAAUGUCUUAGGGAGCUUCAGCAAAGCGAGGAGAACAAGGAUGGCAAGUUUGACACUCUCGAGCUUGUCAGCUUGCACAGCAUCAGUAAGGGUAUGGUUGGUGAGUGCGGCCACCGUGGUGGUUACUUUGAGCUUGUCGGCUUUGAUGAGAAGCAAAUCUACAAAUAUGUCAGCAUUCAGCUCUGCCCUCCAGUCAUCGGUCAAUGUCUAGUAUCCCUUAUGGUCGAGCCACCUGUUGAAGGAGACCCGUCGUACGAUACCUACCAUGCUGAGGAACGUGGUAUUUUCGACGGCCUUCAGAAGCGCGCCACCGCCCUCUACGAAGCCUUCAGCGAGAUGGAGGGAGUCUCAUGCCAGUCACCCACUGGCUCCAUGUACCUCUUCCCUACCAUCACUCUUCCUCCCAAGGCCAUCGAAAAGGCCAAGCAAGAGGGUAGAAGCGCAGAUGAAUACUACUGUCUUAGACUGCUCGACGCAACUGGUGUUUGUGUUGUCGCAGGCAGUGGAUUUGGACAGAAGGAGGGAACUCUGCAUUUCAGAACCACUUUCCUUGCUCCUGGUACCGAGUGGGUCGGCAGAAUCACCAAGUUCCACCAGGAGUUUAUGGAUGAGUUCAGGUGA